This is a messenger RNA of Ylistrum balloti, 1560 nucleotides long. Its product is annotated as steroid 17-alpha-hydroxylase/17,20 lyase-like. Bases 1 to 1560 code for a protein of 519 amino acids. Gene Ontology annotation, biological process: hormone biosynthetic process; progesterone metabolic process. NCBI's taxonomy places the organism in Eukaryota, Metazoa, Mollusca, Bivalvia, Pectinida, Pectinidae. Gene Ontology annotation, molecular function: heme binding; iron ion binding; steroid 17-alpha-monooxygenase activity. The transcript is spliced from 10 exons. The record is from RefSeq and is a predicted model, not a curated record.
AUGGAGAAUUUGAAAGAUCAACUAGAAGACGGCUUUCAGCACCUAAAGGAGAUGCUGGAACCGAUGCAGAAAUACGUCACACCAACUUCCGCUUUGGUAGGACUUGGUGCCGGUCUGACAGUCUACUGGCUAAUCAAACGAAACAAAUACAAACUACCGCCGGGACCUACACCUUUACCACUGCUCGGAAACUAUAGUCUGUUGGCGUCAAGUAAUUUGAUGGCGGAUUGUGAAAAGCUGACAGAGAAGUUUGGCCCGGUUUUCACGAUGUACAUGGGGACGAUGCCAAUGGUGGUUGUAAAUACCAUAGAAACAGCAACAGACGUCUUGGUGAAAAGUAAAGCGGACUUUGCAGACCGGUUUCAGUCAGCGUCAGUGGAAAUGUUCUCGGAUGGUGGAAAAGAUAUCGCAUUUUCCAACUAUACGGAUACAUGGAAACUCCACCGCAAGAUCGCUGGUUCCGCCCUCAGGACCUAUUUGAAAGGAAACCAACUGGAAGAGGCCAUACACGGAUCGAUGUCAAAGAUCAUCAAGUUGUUUGAUGAUACGAAGGGAGAACCUGUCGUUCCGCACACGUUUAUAGAUCUUGGUGUUUUCAACAUUUUGUGUGCAUUCUGCUUCCAAAAAGUGUAUAAUGUUGAUGACCCUAAAUUCAAGCAUUUGGUCGAUGUAGAUAAUCAACUGCUUGCUAUUUUUGGGUCAGGCUUCAUAGAAGAUCUAAUACCAGUUUUGGCAAAGAUUUGGCCGAGCAAGCGAUUUACAAAAGCAACGCAAUUAUCAGCUGAACUGUUUCAGUUCAUCGAAGAAGAACUACUUGAACACAGGCAAUCAUUCGACGAUGGUUUCCAAAGAGACUUCACUGACACCUUAAUUCAAGCGCGAGUACAGGCAGAAAACGAAGAGGAUACUAACCUCCUGAGCCAGCUGACAGAUGUUCAUCUCAAACAGACGCUGAUUGACAUUUUCUUCGCUGGAAUUGAUACAACUCGUUUCACACUUCAGUGGUUCUUUUUGUAUAUAGCUGCGAAUCCAAAGGUACAGAAACAAGCACAGAUGGAAAUAGACGAGGCCGUUGGGCGUGAUCGCCUGCCAGGACUAGAUGAUCGUCCUGCGAUGCCCUACACUGAGGCAGUCUUACACGAGACUAUGCGGAUUGCCACUGUGGCUCCUUUUGGUCUUGCACAUGCCGCAAGAAUUGAUACCAAACUAUGUGGAUAUGACAUACCUAAGGGGACCACAGUCAUGAUAAAUCACUGGGCUUUGCACAAUGACCCUCGACACUGGAAAGAUCCCAAGACAUUUGACCCGAAAAGAUUUUUGGAUUCAGAUGGGAAUCUGGGACCUAAACCUGUUAGUUGGCUUCCAUUUUCUGCCGGAAGGAGGGUUUGUCUUGGAGAAAGCAUCGCCAAACCAGAACUUCAUUUAAUCUGCGCAAUCCUUCUCCAUCAGUUUGAUAUCAUGCUACCGCCAGGUGUCAUUCCCGAUUAUAAAACAGAUUUAUGUGGCAUUAUUGGGUAUAACGUAGGCGAAUACAAAGUCAUUGUUAAAAAAAGGUUGUAA